AUGCCAGCAGAAUGUGUCAAAGUUAUUGUAAGAAUGCGUCCAUUCAAUCAAAGAGAAAAGGAGAAUGGAAGCAAGCCAUGUGUUGUAGUUUAUGAAGACACGAACACUGUGGAAUUGCGUAAUGUAUGGUUUUUUAAACAUUCGUAUACUAGACAUAAGAUAAUGAUGUAAAAUCGUAUACAUAUGAUUACGUGUUUGGGGCAGAAACACCUCAAUUAUCUAUUUAUCAGAAAACUGCUUUCAAUUUGGUGGAGAGUGUAGCUGAUGGUUACAAUGGAACAAUAUUCGCAUAUGGUUAAACAGGUAUUAAUAUUCAAUUAUCAUAAAGGUUGUGGUAAGACUUUCACUAUGAUUGGAGAUCCAUCAAAUGUAAUAAUAUUAUUCAUGAUUAGGAAACGAUGAAGGGAAUCAUCCCCAGAACUUUUGAUUAAAUCAUCAGCAUAAUUAAUAAUAACUCAGACUCAAACAAAAAAUUUCUACUUCGAUGUUCAUACAUAGAAAUUUACAAUGAAGAAAUACAUGAUUUAUUAAGCAAAGACGUGAAGCAAAAAUAUGAAUUAAAAGAGGGAUAACAAGGUGUGUUUAUUAAGGAUUUAAACAUUGCAGUGGUUAGGACAACCCAAGAAAUGGAUCGAUACAUGUAGUUGGGUACACAAAACAGAUCAGUUGGAGCAACUGCCAUGAAUAAGGAAUCUAGUCGUAGUCAUUGCAUCUUCACUGUAUACAUAGAAUGUUCUGUUGCAGAUCAAAAAGGAAAUGAGAGAAUCACUGCAGGUAAACUAAACUUGGUGGAUUUGGCAGGUAGUGAGAGGUAAUCAAAAACCCAAGCAACAGGUGACAGAUUAAAAGAAGCAACAAAAAUCAAUUUAUCACUUUCUGCUUUGGGUAAUGUUAUAUCAGCUCUUGUUGAUGGCAAAACACAGCAUAUUCCUUACAGAGAUUCCAAAUUAACUAGAUUGCUAUAAGAUUCUUUGGGAGGAAACACAAAAACCAUAAUGAUUACAGCUAUCAGUCCUUCUGAUUUUAACUUUGAUGAAACUUUGUCUAGUUUAAGAUAUGCAUCACGAGCCAAAAUGAUCAAAAAUCAACCUAAAGUAAAUGAAGAUCCAAAGGAUGCUUUAUUAAAAGAGUAGGCUGAAGAAAUCAAAAGACUUAAGGAAAUGCUAUCAAAAUAAGCAGCAGGUUAACCAAUAUCUUUUGAUAUCUUAUAACCUGCUGGGAAUUCAGUGAACAAUUAAGAACUUGCAAGAUUGAAAGAGGAAAAUGAUAGAUUGAAGGAGAAGAGUAAACAAUAAGUUUCAGCAGGAGGUGGUGGUCCAUCUGAGGAGAAACUUAAAGAAUUACAUGAGUUUAAAGAGAAAAAUAAUUAGUUGUUGCAAGAGAAGGAGAGAUUUGAAUUGGAAGUAAAAGAAAAAGAAUACUAAGCAGAAUAAGAGCGUUAGGCUAGGAAAAGAUUGGAAGAUUUAUUGAAGGAAAAGGAACAAAUGAUGGUGUAAGGUGGAAAAGGUACAGAAGAUGAGAAAAAGAAAUAUAAAAAAUUGAGACAAGCUAUUGAUCAAUAGAAAAAGGAGCAUGAAGCACUUAUUAGUUAAUAAGAAUAGCAAUAAUAGGAACUUUUGUAAAUUGAAACUAAAUAUCAAAAUGUUUAAGAGGAAGUUGAUAAAUUGAGGAAGCUUGUCAAGUACUUGAGAAAGAAAUUGGAAGAGGCUUAAAAUGAAUAAAAAGAUCUGAAGCAAGAGGUUGAAUAUGAAAAAGAAGAUCUUUUGGAUACUAUUAGAAGUUAGGAGAAAGAAAUUAAACUGUAUUCAGGCAUAGUUAAAAUGAUGUUCAAUCAAUCUGAAUUGGAAUCUCUUCAAGCAGCAUGUGAAUGGGAUGAUGAUUCUUAAGAAUAUAAGAUCCCUCCAUUCAAUUUUAAAGCAAAAAAAGUCAAUUUUCCUAAUCUACCAUACAAAUAAGGUAAUUAUUCUUAUUUUAUCCAGCCAUCGAUUUAAUUGAGUAAGAAAAGGCUGAUCGAAUGCUUGAAAUUAAUUCUCGAUAAACUGAUAAAAAUAGUUACAAUGAUCUUGACUACAAUUAGAGAAAGACUUCUCCUAUGCCACAAAGAAAAGGUACUACCUCUAUUACUAUUUAGAAUCUCAACAAAAAUAAAACGGAAUCAGUUAACCUCAGUUAGACAGAGCAUAAUUGGUGGCUGAGAAGAUAAAGAUGAAUUAUUAAAUGCUAGAAGAAAAAGAAGGAAAGUAACGUUACUCGAAUGAAGUCUCCAAUCAGUAGUUUAAUGAGAAAAAACCUAAUUCAAAAAUAAUCUUAAGUCCCAUUGAUAAUCGAGGAAACACAGUGCCUAACUUCAAUAGUCAAUAUGGUUUUAAUAGCAAUACAAACAGCAGCAAUUUAUCAUAGGCUACACCGCCAACAAAUAAGAAAAGUACUUUCCAGCUUAAUUCUUAGAUGUUAAUUUAUAACCUUUAGAAUCAAAACCAUAGCUACCAUUACCUGACGAACAGUAAAGAAGAAAAUAACACUAGAGAGUUUAAUAAAUUUGA
Molecule: messenger RNA, 2543 nt
Organism: Paramecium octaurelia
Lineage: Eukaryota; Ciliophora; Oligohymenophorea; Peniculida; Parameciidae
Source: the annotation of a GenBank genome assembly